GGUAGUGAACUUACUAUUUUAUAUUUGUGGUGUAGCAGUUAAAAAGCGUUUAUUAAAUUUAAAAAUAUACCUUUCAGCAGGAACACGGGCAUGUUAAUAUUAUCAGUGAAAUAUAAAUAACAAAGUGCAAUUAGUGAAAACUACUUAAUAGUGACAAUCUAAUUAGAAAAUUUCCCGUUGUGGAAGUUAUUAAUAUUUUCCAAUUGGUUAUAACUUGGUACUGGACUGAGCCAUUCGCCGUCGAUCGUGUCGCGUUUUGUUACUUUAGUGGUUAGUGCACAGAGCAGAAAACGAAUUGGCAAAGCUGAAAAAGUGUGUAAACGAAAAGAGCAGAUCUAAAAAGUCGAAUUCUUGUAAAGGUUCACCCAAGCAACACAGUCACAGUGCACAAACAACAUCGGCUGACACCAACUGAAUUUUUCUGAUUGAAUUCCUAUAUUCGGUCUGUUGGGUGUUUUCAGUCACUUUUCAGUUCUAUAGUUUAUUGAAAACAACCAAUAGAUAUUAUAAAUUCCACUACAUAUAAAUUUGGAACCAAAUUUUCUGCAAAAUACACAUUUGAUCGGUGAACCAAUGCAAAGUCUUAAAAAUUGAAACGAGUUUAGUGUGUGUGAUAUAAUUGAGUAAAUACAAAUAAGAUUUUUGAUUUCCCAACGCAGUUCCAAGUUACACGAAUUGCAGGGCUUACUGAGCCACAUCCCGGCGAAACGUGAAUUAAAAAAAAAAAUAGCAUCUGUAGGUGACACUAGUGCGCACGCGCGAUCCACUGCAUCAACAGGCGAAUAAACAACGAAGCAAAGGAAUACUAGUAGCCGCAACCAAACGCUAGAAGAACAGUCGCAAAAUGAAUAAAACUUGUGCUCGCUGUCAGAAAGUGGUGUAUCCCAUCGAAGAGUUGAAAUGUUUGGAUAAAACAUGGCACAAGACAUGCUUCAAGUGCACAGAAUGUGGCAUGGCAUUGAAUAUGAAAACAUACAAAGGCUUCAACAAACUGCCAUACUGUGAAGCGCACAUUCCAAAGGCCAAAGCAACCGUCAUUGCGGACACACCCGAACUGAAGCGAAUAGCAGAGAACACAAAAAUCCAAUCGAAUGUGAAGUAUCACGAAGACUUUGAAAAAUCUAAAGGCAAAUUUACACAGGUCGCCGACGAUCCGGAAACAUUACGAAUCAAGCAGAAUACAAAAAUUAUUUCGAACAUUGCGUAUCAUGGCGACUUGGAGAAGAAGGCAGCCAUGGAGAAGCAGCGCGAAGCAGCUGAGAUCGCCGACGUCCGAGAGGAAACGGAGUAUUUCUCUGAAACAUUGGCUGCCGAACAGUUCUCACAAUAUGCUCCCACACCACCAACAGCAGCAGCUGCAGCGGCCGCCGCCACACUGCCACCGCCACCGAUACAGCACCAGCCCCUCAACACGGCCGCCAUAGUGUCCAGCACUCAGGCAGCUGCCGGCAGCGCCAGUACACACAUUUACAAUAGCCAACAACACCAGCAGCAGCAGGCGCUGCAGCAGCAGCACACUCAAAGUCACAAUCACAGACAGCAAACACUGCAAUCACAACAGCUACAGCAGCAACAACAACAGCAAGCACAGCUGCACAAGCAGAACACACAUGCACACUAUCAGGCGCCGCCGCCAGCACAGCAACAACAUCAAAAUUAUCAGGCACAACAGCAGGCAUCACAACAACACUACCAACACCAUCCACACCACCACCUACAACAACAUGCACAACAUGGCCAACAACACGAACAAUACCAACAUUACCAGCAGCCACAGGCGCUACGCCAACAAUAUCACCAGCAACAACAGCAAUUGUUGCAACAGCAACAGCAACAACACCACCACCAACAACAGCAGCAACAACAAAUGCUGCAACAGCAACAGCAACAACCCAUUAAACAAACAUCACAUUUGUAUCCAACAGCGGCAGCAAAUCAACCAAUCCAGCCGCACCAACAACAACAACAGCAGCAAUCGUCAAACACGUACAAUCAAUUGCGUUCGGCAAUUCUGCACAACUCCCAUCAUCCAACUGGUGGCGCACAAGCCGCGCACCUCAACGAGAAUGUGGCCAGCGCCGGCGGCGGCGGGGGCGGCUAUGGCAGCGGGACCAACAGCGCCGCCUAUGACCAGUAUGACAACUACACGAGCGCCGCCACGGCCAACAGCAGCAACAAUAGCAACAAUAACCAUUUGAGUUAUCAACAACAACAACAACAGCAGCAGCCACAGAAGACCGCCUCGUAUCACAGCAACAGCAACGCGGUCAGCGCCGCCAACGCCAACAACGGUGCCAUUGUCGGCACUGGCCAUGGCAGUGGUCCGCAAGCGACCCAGCAAAUCUACGCCAGUAACAACUACAACAGUCACUUCUCGUCAAGCACAUCGUUGGGCGGUGCACCAGGCGGGCUGACGCAUCACAACAGCAACGGCGCCGUCAGCACCGGCGCGGCCAUAGGCGGCAGCAACAGCAAUCACAGUCACCCAAGUGUCGGCAGCGGCGGCCUGGUGAAUAAUGGCAGUGCAACAGCCGGCGCGGUGAACAGCAUCGGAAAGAUUGCCGACUACGACCCGUUGACCGAUGGGCCACGCCCGAUGCCCAACACCGGCCGACCCAGUACAACGCUCAUAUACAGCUCGGACAGUCGUGGUUCGGUGAACAAUGCCUAUCCGAAGCGCAUCGGCUCCAUAGCUGACAUAGACCCUGCUAACGGCAUUUAUAGCUCCUUGGCCAGUGAGACGGCAUCGCAUCACCAAUUGCAUCAGCAACAGUCGCAACAACAACAACAACAUCAGCAGCAGCAACAACAACAGCAACUGUUGCAUCAACAGCAGCAACAACGGGCGCUUCAGCAGCAGCAACAACAACAACAGCAACAGUAUUAUCAACAAAUGAUGCAACAGCAACAAUCGAAGUCAAAUCUGCGUGUGUAUCGCGCACUGUACGAUUAUGAGGCCCAGGACACCGAUGAAGUGAGCUUCCGCGAAGGCGACGUUAUCUUUGAGGUGGAGUCAGCCGAUUCCGGUUGGAUGACCGGACGCGUCGAACGUACUGGCAAGACCGGAAUGCUGCCCGCCAACUAUGUGGAACAAGCCGUUAUAUAAUAGGGAAUGUUAUAUUAUUGUUGUUGUCAUCAUCAAUUUGUUGUAAUACUAAUUUGUAUCCUUUAUUUGGUAGUCGUCUUAAUAUUCUUCAUUAACAUAUUUAUAGCUGAUAGCAAUAAUGAUUAUGAUGCCGAUCAUUUGAAGAAUUUCGAUGAUGAUAACUACCACAGCCACAAUCACCACCACCACCACAACCAUCAUAAUCAUUAUCAUGAGCCACACAGCCCUAGGGACAUGAAAUCCACUAAUCCACAAAAGCCAAGCAAUCAGCCACAAGUCGAGACUGAUUUUUAUUAUUAUUUCAAUCAUGUCUUUUGAUUUCCAUACGAUAUCCAUAUCGCCAAACGAAUUUCACUUGCACCCACUACAUGCAUAUAUACAUGUGUGUGUGUGUAUGUAUUGUGUUGCAAAAUUUGGAUUGCUCCACUUUCGAACAGCGAAAGUGCAUUGUGUUGGUCCCUAGGCUGCAUGCGGCCGAACUUAUUCAAUAAUUAAUUAAAUGCUCCUAACGGGAGUUAAAGCAGACGUUUGUUGUGAGAGUAGUAAGAUAAAUGCAAAUGCAAAGCGUCGCCACAACGCCGCAAUUAUUGUUGUUAAAAACAAACAAAAUGAUAAAGAAAAGCAAAAAACAUAAACUAAAUUAAACACUUUUAUUAAAAAAGAAAAAAA
Bactrocera tryoni is the source of this 3775-nucleotide messenger RNA. Its product is annotated as LIM and SH3 domain protein Lasp. NCBI's taxonomy places the organism in Eukaryota, Metazoa, Arthropoda, Insecta, Diptera, Tephritidae. The transcript is spliced from 7 exons. The coding region runs from base 845 to 3106 and encodes 753 amino acids. Gene Ontology annotation, molecular function: actin filament binding. Gene Ontology annotation, cellular component: focal adhesion. The record is from RefSeq and is a predicted model, not a curated record.